Messenger RNA from Venustampulla echinocandica, 4098 nucleotides. RefSeq lists its product as uncharacterized. Bases 1 to 4098 code for a protein of 1365 amino acids. Gene Ontology annotation, biological process: chromatin remodeling. The transcript is spliced from 3 exons. Gene Ontology annotation, cellular component: nucleus. Gene Ontology annotation, molecular function: histone H3K36 demethylase activity; histone H3K9 demethylase activity. NCBI's taxonomy places the organism in Eukaryota, Fungi, Ascomycota, Leotiomycetes, Helotiales, Pleuroascaceae. The record is from RefSeq and is a predicted model, not a curated record.
AUGUCCGAAGGCGCGAUCGUUCUUGAUCCGGCUCCUGGUCCUGCCACGGAGGUGAAUGGCUUGCACUCGCCGCCCGAUUCUAAUACCAAGGAUGCCAGUGACAGCGAGCUUUCUGACCUCGAGGACCAGGAACCACCGACCCCCGAUUCCCACGAUAUAGGCGAAAUAUACCCUUCUUAUUAUUCAAAUGAUGGGGUGCCUGUGUUUGUGCCGACUAUGGAUCAAUUCCGAGACUUCACGCUAUAUAUGGACAAAAUAAACAAAUAUGGCAUGAAAUCCGGCAUUGUCAAAGUUAUCCCUCCUGCCGAAUGGAAGGCCGCCCAACCUCGACUCGAUGAAGCUGUCAAGACAAUUAAAGUCAAGGAACCGAUCAAGCAAGAUAUGAUGGGCACAAGUGGUACAUAUCGGCAAGCGAACCUUAUACAUCAGCGAUCAUAUAAUCUUCCACAGUGGCGUCAGUUGUGCGACCAAAGCGAUCACCAGCCCCCGGCGAGAAGAGGAGAAAGAAGAGCAAACCAGGACCGACCGACUAGAUCAGCACCAAGGGCCAGAGCUACCGGAACCCCAUCAGCCGGGUCAUCUAAGAAAAGUAAAGGCAAGCAAUCAGCAAAAAGUAAGUCUAGGGGGGCUACGGUGGAGAAAGAGGAUGAAGGCCAGGGCACCCCAGAUCGUCUACCAACACCUGUCUCCCCGUCGAUGAAGGCUGAGGAAGACGGCCAUUCGAUCAAGCUCGAACCGGAUGAUGAUGAUGAGGGAAAGCCUAGACUAGGCUCAAGACAACCUAAGGCUAUAUCCGUUUCGUCCCGUCGGAAGAAUAAUCGCCGUGAAAUGGCAGCAAAAGUUGACGAAGCCGCUUUCAAAGACUUCAAAUACGAUUUCAACGGGGAUGAAUAUACUCCAGAACGCUGUCAAGAGCUUGAGCGCGCUUAUUGGAAGACACUCACCUACGCCCCACCACUUUAUGGUGCCGAUAUGCCGGGUACACUGUUCGACGAUCGGACUACAAGUUGGAAUCUUGGCAAACUAGACAAUAUUCUUGAUGUGCUAGGGGCAAAAAUUCCCGGUGUUAACACUGCAUAUUUGUAUCUGGGCAUGUGGAAGGCCACUUUUGCUUGGCAUCUUGAGGAUGUUGAUCUGUACAGCAUCAAUUACCUCCAUUUCGGCGCCCCAAAACAAUGGUACAGCAUCGCCCAAGGAGAUGCCCGAAGAUUUGAAGCAGCGAUGAAGAGUAUCUGGCCAGCCGAUGCCAAGGGGUGUGACCAGUUUCUUCGCCACAAAACUUUCCUGAUCUCGCCUUCGUACCUCCUACAAAAUUUCAACAUCAAAGUCAACAAGAUCGUCCAUAACCCCGGAGAAUUCGUAAUAACUUUCCCAUACGGGUAUCACUCGGGGUACAAUCUGGGUUACAAUUGCGCUGAGGCCGUCAAUUUUGCUCUAGACUCCUGGGUUGAAUAUGGUCGUGUUGCGAAGAAGUGCGAAUGUGCCCUUGCCCAGGACAGUGUCUGGAUUGACGUCCAUGACCUCGAGCGUAAAUUGCGGGGCGAAGAGACGGAGUUUGAGGUGACCGAUGAUGAAGAGGAAGAUGACGAGGAUGGAGAUCCCGCAACAAAUCUUCCUACUCCUCCCUCAAGCAUCGAUGAUGCAAAGACAAAAUCCCUCAAGAAGAAACGCAAACGCCCUGUUAAUGACAAGGGCAGCAGUCGCAAUACCAAGAAGAUACGUGUGCGCAUCAAGGUGCCAGCGAAGGAGCCUUGUAUACUUUGCCCCAACGACAUCCCAUCUGAAUCCCUGCUGCCCACUGAAAAUGGGGAGAAAGCUCACCGUAUCUGCGCUCAAUAUAUUCCCGAGACCUCAAUCGACGAAGAGACUGUCAAAGACAUCAAGUACAUCGCUAAAGGUAGACUGGAUCUCAAAUGCAACUACUGCCGAUCCAAAAAAGGCGCAUGCUUCCAAUGUUCGCGCAAGAAAUGUACAAGAGCGUACCAUGCCACUUGUGCGGCUGCGGCUGGUGUGUUUGUUGAGCAGGGUGACAUUCCUGUAUUUGGGGAGGAUGGUACAGAAUAUAAGGACUGGGGAAUAGAGUUUAGCUGUCGUUUCCAUCGCGUUAAGCGAGAUAAGAAGUUCGACAGUGACGCUCUUUCCGACUGUGAACGUCUCCGAAAGGCUGGCUCGGAACUGAAUAUUGGUGAUGUUUGCCAGGUACAAUAUUACAGAGGCGACAUCUUUGCUGGUGCAGUUGUGGAGAACCGCAAGGACGAAGAGACUGUCCUUUUAGAUGUUCUUCCACGAGGUGACCGUGUUGAAGUUGAAUAUAAGUGGCUUCUUCUUCCAGAUGCUGCAGAUUACCACCUUCCCAAGCCGUCAGCCAAGGCUAUUCCCAUGCCGAAGUUACGCAAGGACAAGGAAUCACUCAAUACUACUAAACGCCAAGUUAAUGACAUACCCAGGGCAGAGGAUCCUUUUGUUGAUGGCCAUACAUGGGCUGAGUUCAAGAAUGAGAAUAUCCCGGCCAACCCGGCGCAAGUCAAGAUCGACUUUGAGAAAGAGAACCAGAUCUGGUUCUAUCUUGGGAAGACCUCCACAGAAGCCAGAGCCCAGUUCACGGAAGAUCCAAAGAAACCUACAUACAAUCCAAAGGGUAAUUUCUUGGAUACUAUUCCGAAACCUAUCGCUGCGACCGCGCGCCAGUCGUACGCGGCUUCGUAUCCGUCAAAUGCCAAAUACCACGCCUCGAGCGCUCCUCAGCCCCCUAGCCGGCCAGCCCCGCCUCCAACUACUGCGGCUGUCAAGUCUGAUAGACCAUACAUAUACAAACCUCGCAGUAACGAAGAGGCAUAUCGCAUCGAUCCGCAAGCUUACCGCUCCCAGCAAAACUUCCUCCAGCGAUCUACUCCCUACAGCUUUGGCACGGAUCCACGAUGGAAACCCGCGGACUCAAACCCUUCGAACCCACAUCCGGGACACCCUUCUUCAGCGGGUAAUCCCGGAGCGCCAGUAUCUAGGUCUCUCGCACCUCCGGCCCAGCACCGGCCUUCGCUCCAACAUACAGCGCCAUCAAAGCCGAAUAGUCCUUUCGGUGGUAGAACCCAAAGCUCGCGGCCAAAUCCAUUUGCGAAGUAUCCAUACUUGCAGAAGGAGCACAAUAGAUCACCUUUGGAAUACAAGAGCCCCUACAGGCCUGGUGGUGGGUUUAUGAAUGGUUACCAAGGCAGUCUUGAAAAGCACCUGCAGCGAACUUUUUUCCAGAAUCAUCCAAGCGGGGGAACUGCAGUUUCAAAUCCUUUGGUUCCAGCACAUAACAACAACUCGCGAAUGCCAUAUAAUGGAAACCAACCAACCACUAAUUCAACUCAUCCUCCCGCUUACCAGCCCUCAUAUGGGGCCUAUGGGACUACACCCGCGGCGAAACAUCAGCCAUCUCAAACACCCCUAGCGACAUUAGCCCCCCCGAACGGCUGGGAAAAGAGGGAUACAUCGCAAUUGCACCCCGCCAUCCGACAAGAGUACCACAACCCGAUGUUUCACACUCAAUACCACCCCCCACCCCGCCCUUCAUCCUCCCAAAAUCGGAGUUCUGUUCUACAGCCGCCGCCGCUGUACGAUAGACCAACAUACCAACCCCCUCCCCAAACGAAUCAGCAUUACGCGGGUCAUAACGCGCCUCUAGCUCCUCAACAUCAACCUCCACCACAAAACUAUAGCCACGCUCCAUCCUACCCAAGUCACUCAGCUUCACACCCACAACAAUACAGUAAACCCGUCUCCACCCACUCAACACAGCCUCAGCCUCAGCAACAACCUAUCCCACAGGCGCCCAAUAUCGGCUCUACUCUGCAGCAACCGGUGCGUCAGUCCACAAGUCACUCGGAGCUUCAAGCUCCGCGGCGCGCUGGAGACUCGGAGCAAAAGCCUGUAUACCCACAUCAGCAGUACGCCCCAAAACCUGAUGCGCAGAUGCAAAUUUCGCAGCCUCAGCUCACGGGUACCCACAAAUAUGAACCAGCAGAUGUGCCUGUUGAUUCCAGUUCGAUAAUUGAGAAAAUGAUGGCGAACCUCAGGAAGGCGAAGGCAGCGGAGACUACCGCGCCUCAAGCAUAA